GUUCCAUGACGAUUCUUCAUCAGUAUUCAGAUUCUUGAGAGGUGCUCAGGUCUCCAACCAUCCAGCAUUGCGGCCUGCUGCAGUCACUUGAAGGAUUGCCGCACUUGCUCUGUUAUCAUCUCAUCUCUUGCACGGUACUCUUCUUUCCCCAAAAACAUCCACUCAACUUUGCUUUGCCCGGCACCGCAUUGGGACCGGAAGAUUUCUUCCGCUCGCGUUAGGCGCUCUGUAAGCGGAAGACACCGCAGCGUUCAAGCAUAGCUCGCCGUCAGUCCCAAGGACAGAUCUUGUCGCCCUGCCUAGCCAGAAAUCUUUCCACCCGUCCAAGAUGGCGCCGCGAAGAGCGGCAGCCGCAGCAGCUACGCAAUCCAUGGCUCAGGCCAACCAGGUUGCUCAAGCAGGGCCAAGUGGAGGUUCAGAGCCCAGGAAGUCCAGCAAGGCUGGGACAGGAGUAGGCCUCGGUGUCGCUACUGCUGCGCCGCUGCGUCAGGACUUACCAAUCAGUCCUAUUGUCGCGAAGCUUAGGCGCAACUGGCAGUUUGCUGCCGUUUGCCAGUUCCUGUUUACGUUUGACGAGGCUUUUGGCAUGAGCGGCUUCGAGACUGAGGCGUUGGAGCGCGACUUGGACGGAGAAGAUCUUGGCAUGCUGCCUGACCUAGUGCGCCGCAUGCUGUACACCCUGACGUUGGACAAGAAUAUCGACACGAAAAAUUGGGAGCAUUACCUCCGCAUGCAAUACCUCGCGCGGUCGCCUGGCAAUAACCCACUGGGCAGCAUGGAGCUAUCGAGGCCCUGGGCUGCGAUGGGACUCACACAAAAGGUCAAAGCGCUUUGGUCGCUGUGCGAGUGGCAAUUGGUGGAUUCAGAAAGGUUUCGCAAGCUGGUCAAGAGCGAAGAGGAGCCAGAAGUUUGGCGUAUCGAACCUGUGGGCUGGGACAGCCAGGACAACACUUACUGGCUCUUUGAUGACAACCGGCUUUGGGUUCAACAUACCGAGCCUCCACCCCCGCCAAAACCCAAAGCACUGCCUCCCGCCAAGAAGGGCUCGAAGCGAGCGCGCGCAGAAGCUCGGGCAUCGCGCAAGUCUACCGCUGACAAAGCGACAGAAAGCCCGUCUCGACCCGCAUCUACUGCGACUGGCGCGAAGAGAGGUAGGCUCAGUGAUGUAGCGCCUGCGACGCCGGCCAAAAGAGCUCGCGCCAGUGAAUCGGCCACGCCGGCCAGGCCUGCUAGCGCACGCAGCUCCAGACGGCUCAGAGGUGCUCCGGGAGAGGUAGAAGGCGUAUGGGAGGCAGUACCGAGCGACAUUCUCAAACCAAGCCGAAGAGCAAGAAAUGGACGUGGGUCAAAAGCAUAUGCCCAAGGGGGCUCGUCGUCCGAAUCGGACCUUUCAGAGCCGCCCGACGAGGACUUGAAUGGCAGCCCGUCUAGUCUCGUUGUUGUCCAGGAAGAAGCGGACACGGCUCAUGCGACUGCGAACGAGGACGUUGAAAUGGCAGAUACCUCAACCACAGAGCGUCCGACUAAUGAUUCGCAGCUUGAAGCUCUUAAUGGCCAUGCCUCCGCGGUCAAGUUGGAGACGGGAGAGAAAGGCGACGUACUGGUGGGUCACGCCUCCGUCGACAACGUGCAAGACUCUGUCCCACAGACUCAGGGCAAAGUAGACGCCCACAGCGAAGUACUGGACGAAAAGUUAAACGGUGCUUCCUCAAAGUUGCAAGACUCAAACGUUGCAUUUUCUGCUCAUGCGGAAGAGGAAGAUGGCUGGAUCGAGUUCGAGACUGUCGCUGUCACUCGUCUGGAAUGGGAAGAUAUCGCAGUGCGCUUCGCCAAAUCAAAGCACCCUGAUGAGAAGGCCUUUCACUCUUACCUGCAAGAAUCCGUCAUACCGCGGGUCAUGGCAGACUUUGACGCUGUGGAGAAACAGCGAGCUGUAGAGGCUGCUCUGGCUAGCAGGAAGCGAAGCAGUCGUAUCGCGAUGAAGGAAUCAGAACGCGAAGAGCGCGAAAGGGACCGAGCUGCGAGACUGGAGAUGGAGGAGCGGAUGGCUAGAUUACGAGCUGAGGACAAAGAGAGGAGGGACCGCGAACGGGAGGCAAAUGAGGUGCUCAAGGCCAGAGAAGAACGAGCCAAGGAGCGCGAAGAGCGCAUCAAUGCAAGGGAAAGAGAAGCCGAAGAAAGGGCGAUCAAAGAGAUCGAGGCUCGAGAGGCAAGAGAGCGGAUGCGAGAAGAUCGGGCCCGCAAGAGAGAAGAGAUCAUUGCGAAUGGAGGCAUCCCACCCAAGCACGACGAUCCGCGAGCGGUCGCUGCCUCAGCUGUUGAGCAUGGCAUUGAGCCAACGGAAGACGAGAACUGGGAGCUAGCUUGUGAGGUGUGUGGCAAAGCGGGUGUCAAUCUGGACGACUCGUCCGAGAUUGUCUGCUGCGAAUCGUGCGGCGUCUGGCAACAUACGGACUGUUGGAAUGCCUUCGAUAGAUCUGUGCGAAGGCCAGCGCGCGACUGGGAUCAGAUCGACUUCUAUUGCUCAAAGUGCAAGCCUCCUCAUCCUGACCAACCUUGGCCGGGACGGUCGAAGCCGAAGAAGCCAGAAUCACCGCGACCCCGUAUCAAGGUCAAGCAGCUCGGACCGGAUCCUUCGCAGUCCCCUGCCCCGUCGCCGCUGACACACCAGACACCUGCGCCUCAUGGAGAUGUCAGUCCACACGCUACGUCCCUGCCCCUGAUUGACGAUCCUUCUCAGUCGCCCGCGCCUCCAACAGGAAUCUUCGGAACGCUGAAGCAUGUGUCGAAUGGGGUGCAUCCCGCCCACCUUGGCGUGCAGGCAGCAGCUAGCGCGCCUCCUGCAAAGGCAGACUUGCCAUCUGUGCAGCAGCUUCACCGCCAUGUCACCCCGCAACGAGUGGACGGCUCGCCAAGCAUCCCGCAGAGUGCUGCUCUUGCGAGCGAGACGUCCAUCCCCAAGGUAGCUCCCGUCACUAGCACAAGCUCUCAAGCUGGCCCGCGCACACAGACUUCCCCUAGCGCGGACAAGGCGCAAGGUCCUGCUCGCAGUCCGGGCGCAUACACGCCGCGAGGCACUGGUGGCUCCGGUAGUGCAUCUGGCUCUUUUCCGAUCAAGCGCGCUCCUCUACGCUCGCCUUUGUCUGGACCCCAUGCUGCGUCCUCAAAUGCUGUCCCUGGAAUGAAUCUUGGCCCUGCACGCGCAGGUAGCCCUACUCCCAGUGGACCGCCACGCUCCCUUGGAAGCGUCGGUCCGAACAUUGUCUCUUCCAGCAAUGCGCUCUCCGAUCCCCUUUUGCAGCGUCAAGGCACGGCCGUGCCCCAACCUGCCCCGUCAGCGGGACCUGGACCCACCUCUGGCUCCCUCGCCCGCGCGCCACCGCAAAGCACGCCGGCACAAUCUAAUGGGAUCAUACCACCGGCAUCGCCACGAUCAGGGAGCGUGUUUGGCCCCAGUCCUCCUCGACUUGCUUAUGGAUCCGCGGGGGCUGCAGCCGCUGCCGCGUCUUCGCAAGCAGCACUCGCGCGCUCGAUACCAAGCUCCGCCCUCGCAAGCCCAGGUGCACCACUUCCUCCCGCAGCCAUCGCUGCGAUUCCUCCCUUCAAAGGCCAAUUGCCUCGCCCAGGCGAGCGAAGAGCUGAAGCACCGAUCAGUGAUGCCGCCGCGGCUCCCGCAGUACCGCUAGCCUCCCAGAGUGCUGCGCAAGCUCCGUCAUUGACGAGCCACGUAUCAGCUCCCUCACCUCAAGAAGCUCAAGAGCACCUUCAGCAAGCACCACCUCAACCCAAACCAUCAUCCUGAGCAUGCAUGUAGACGAGCAUCAAACGCCAGCCGCUCCUGCACCUUCUCCCUUUGCUCAAUCUUUGUCUAAUUUAGACCGACGGUGCUUGCGAUGCAAAAUGCGGCUCGUCGAUGAUGAAAGCGUGUACAUUGUAAAUGCUGGUCGCUCGGAGACUGGUCCAGUGGGCCUGCCCUACAAUCACAUCGCAUGGCACGCCUGCCUGUAUGGCGGUGGCCCUUCAGCUGUGAAGCAGGCACCGAGGCUUGGCAGAUGAGCAUGCCGCACGAAGCCCUCAUCGUAGCAUAAUUCGCAAUUCCCCUGGUAAGUUCAGGUCCCGCCACCCU
Molecule: messenger RNA, 4126 nt
Organism: Ceraceosorus guamensis
Lineage: Eukaryota; Fungi; Basidiomycota; Exobasidiomycetes; Ceraceosorales; Ceraceosoraceae
Exons: 7
Coding region: 329-3802 (1157 amino acids)
Biological process (GO): regulation of DNA-templated transcription
Cellular component (GO): RSF complex
Source: RefSeq, a predicted model, not a curated record